AUGACGCGGGAGACUUAUCUGAAGCGCUCCCUCGGCACUCUGGCCAAACGAAUUAAAGAGUCGCGUGUGCUACUCGUCGGUGCCGGUGGCAUCGGUUGCGAGCUGCUUAAGAACCUCCUCCUCUCCGGUUUUGGUGAAAUCCAUAUUAUCGAUCUCGACACAAUCGAUCUCAGCAAUCUCAACCGCCAGUUCCUCUUCCGCUUUGAACACAUUAAGAAGUCCAAGGCAUUAGUUGCGAAGGAAGUUGGCCAUAAAUUCCAGCCAGGUGCGAAACUUGAGGCCUACCAUGCGAAUAUCAAGGAUAGCCAGUUCAACGUCGACUGGUUCGCAAGAUUUGACGUGGUGUUUAAUGCGUUGGACAACCUGGAUGCCCGCCGACAUGUCAAUCACAUGUGUUUAGCAGCCAAUGUGCCGCUGGUCGAGAGUGGAACAACUGGUUUCAACGGCCAGGUUCAGGUUAUCAAGAAGGGCAUCACGGAAUGCUACGACUGUAACUCCAAGGAAGUCCCCAAGUCAUUCCCUGUCUGCACUAUCCGCAGUACUCCCAGCCAGCCAAUCCAUUGCAUCGUCUGGGCCAAAAGUUAUCUCCUCCCCGAGCUUUUUGGAGUUAGUGAGGAUAAUUCUGACGAAUUCGAUCACUCAGAAGAUGCCGAAAAUUCGGACGAGAUAGAGAAUCUUCGGAAGGAAGCGCAGGCUCUCAAGAAAAUCCGGCAAUUCAUGGGCUCCGAUGAGUUUGCGCGGAAGGUCUUCGAGAAGGUUUUCCAAGAGGAUAUCGACCGAUUGCGGGGGAUGGAAGAUAUGUGGAAGUCACGCGAUGCACCAGAGCCUCUUGAUUUCGACAAGCUGCAGGAAGAGUCUUCGGGUGUUGAGAUUAUGGUCUCCUGCGACAUUCGGAAAGUCUGGACUCUCGCCGAAGACUUUGUCGUCUUCAAGGACAGUUUGGAUCGGCUGAGUAAACGGCUGAAGACACUGCAGGACACCACCAAAAGCGAUGUGAAGCCCAUUCUGGUUUUUGACAAGGACGAUGUCGAUACCUUAGAUUUUGUCACGGCUGCUGCUAACAUGCGGGCAAACAUAUUCAAGAUCGAUCCGAAGUCCAAGUUCGAUACAAAGCAAAUGGCUGGCAACAUCAUCCCGGCGAUAGCAACCACUAACGCAAUGACGGCUGGGCUUUGUGUCCUGCAAGCUUACAAAGUGCUGAAGGAGGAGUACGACCAGGCUAAGAUGAUCUUCCUCGAACGAUCGGGUGUCCGCGCCAUUAACUCCGAUUCCCUCCAACCCCCCAAACCUAACUGUCCCGUGUGUUCUGUUGUCCACGGCCGGUUAAACAUUGAUCUCCAGCGGGCUACGUUAAACGACUUGGUUGAAGGCAUCCUUCGGUUGCAGCUGGGAUAUGAAGAAUUCUCCCUCACUAACGGGCUGGAAACAAUUUACGACCCGGAUCUGGAGGAUAAUCUUCCCAAAAAGCUGGUCGACCUCGGCGUUACGUACGAGACCUUCCUUACGGUAAUCGACGAAGAGGACGACCAACCUCGCGUCAACCUCGAACUCAUCGUGCUAGCCCCCGAAUUCUCCGAAUCCGAAUCAACGGACGACCGAAAACCCGUCUCUCUCGAGAAAAUCUCUGAUAUCCCUCGAAAGUCGAAGCCAGCUACACCUGCCUCCCCUGAACCCGAGCCGGUGAACGGCACAGGCAAACGCAAGCGCGAUGCAGAGGAAGCCGACCUCAGCAAUGGCGACCACCCCACCAAGCGUGUCGCCGGUAUGUCCCUCGAGGAUGGCGACGGCGCACAUCCCAUUGUCUUGGAUGAGGCAACCGGCGGUGCGAUCCUGAUCGACGAUGACUGA
Molecule: messenger RNA, 1848 nt
Organism: Aspergillus heteromorphus CBS 117.55
Lineage: Eukaryota; Fungi; Ascomycota; Eurotiomycetes; Eurotiales; Aspergillaceae
Product: E1 ubiquitin-activating protein ubaB
Exons: 6
Coding region: 1-1848 (615 amino acids)
Biological process (GO): protein sumoylation
Cellular component (GO): cytoplasm; SUMO activating enzyme complex
Molecular function (GO): SUMO activating enzyme activity
Source: RefSeq, a predicted model, not a curated record